GGGCCCCUUUUCCAGUCUGAGCCCAGGGCCCCCACUGCCUCAUAAUCCGUCCCAGGUCCCAUCACUGAGCGGGGACUGUUGACAGGUCACGUGUGGACCUCAGCGCUCCCACGCGGGCUCAUCCAUUAUCCACGCUCCCGCUCCACGUCUCGCGCACGGCGUCCUCUCAUUGGCCGGUUGUUCGGCGGACCCCGGAGCUGCAGGGUCGCUCUCCUCGGUGCUGAAAUCGCUGCUUCUCCUCGAAGACAAUGUGAACGACGAUGAGGCGGAAAGGAGCGUCACGCCAAUGCACACAAACAUGGACGAUGAUCUGUUCCAACUGAGACAGCUGCCUGUUGUCCGCUUCCGACGCACAGGUGAGAGCACGCGCUCCGAGGAUGAUGGCGAGAACAGAGAGCAGGUUAUCAGGAUUGCUGCAGAGCAUACUGACCUGGAGUCCGUGGCUCUCACAGAUGGAGCUCCGGUACCCCGGGAGUUUGCCAACCCCACUGAUGACACGUUCAUGGUUGAAGAUGCCGUAGAGGCCAUAGGCUUUGGGACAUUUCAGUGGAAGCUCUCCAUCCUCACUGGUUUGUCCUGGAUGGCAGAUGCCAUGGAGAUGAUGAUCCUGAGCAUCUUAGCCCCACAGCUUCACUGUGAAUGGAGACUGCCCAGCCUCGAGGUGGCACUGCUCACGUCGGCCGUGUUUAUUGGGAUGAUGAUCAGCUCCUCUCUUUGGGGAAACAUCGCUGACAGAUACGGCAGGAAGACGGGUCUGAAGAUGAGCGUGUUGUGGACCAUGUUCUAUGGCGUGAUGAGUGCGUUUGCACCCGUUUACGGCUGGAUCCUUGUCCUCCGUGCACUGGUGGGCUUUGGCAUAGGAGGAGCUCCACAGUCGGUGACACUGUAUGCUGAAUUUCUCCCAAUGAAGUCUAGAGCCACGUGUAUCCUGCUGAUUGAGAUAUUUUGGGCCUUGGGCACCGUGUUUGAGGUCCUCUUAGCGAUCCUGGUGAUGCCCACUCUGGGCUGGCGAUGGCUGCUCGGCCUUUCUACCAUACCUCUCUUCAUCUUUUCCAUCCUGUGUUUCUGGCUUCCAGAGAGCGCGCGAUACGACGUGCUGACAGGAAACCAGGAAAAAGCUCUGGCCACGCUGAAGCGCAUUGCCGCAGAGAAUGGAGCACCAAUGCCACUGGGAAAACUAGUCGCUGCCAGACAGGAGGAACGUGGAAAGAUUCAAGACUUAUUUUCAUCAAAAUUUCGCUGGACCACCGUCCUGCUGUGGUUUAUCUGGUUUGCAAACGCCUUCUCCUACUAUGGACUGGUGCUUCUGACCACUGAGCUGUUUCAGGAGGGAGGUGUAUGUGGAAUGUCCAAAGGCAAUAAGAUGGAGCCCCCUUGCAGCUUGGAGUGUAAAUAUCUGAACUCUGACGACUAUAAAGAUCUACUAUGGACAACGCUGUCUGAAUUCCCAGGACUGCUGGUGACACUGUGGGCUAUUGAUCGACUGGGAAGGAGGAAGACUAUGGCGCUGUGUUUCUUUGUCUUCUCGAUGUGUAUCAUUCCACUCUAUGGCUGUGUUGGGAGAACGUCCAUGACCGUGUUAAUAUUCAUCGCCAGAGCCUUCAUCGCAGGAGGGUUCCAGGCGGCGUAUGUGUACACUCCCGAGGUUUACCCAACAGCAACCAGGGCCUUGGGCCUGGGAACAAGCAGUGGAAUGGCCAGAGUUGGUGCACUCAUUACACCGUUUGUUGCACAGGUGAUGCUUGAGUCCUCCAUAUACCUGGCUCUGUCCGUGUACUGCUGCUGCUGCCUGCUGGCCGCCAUCGCCUCAUGUGCACUGCCAAUUGAGACGACAGGCCGGGGCCUGCAGGAGUCCAGCCAUCGGGAAUGGGGCCAAGAGAUGAUGGGCCGGGCCUCCUCCCACAGCUCAGAAGGAAUCCCUCACUCUGGCUCCCAGGGCUGA
Solea solea (common sole) is the source of this 1942-nucleotide messenger RNA. It is a transcript of the gene svopa, whose product is annotated as SV2 related protein a. Gene Ontology annotation, biological process: transmembrane transport. Lineage: Eukaryota; Metazoa; Chordata; Actinopteri; Pleuronectiformes; Soleidae. Bases 287 to 1942 code for a protein of 551 amino acids. The record is from RefSeq and is a predicted model, not a curated record. The transcript is spliced from 16 exons. Gene Ontology annotation, cellular component: membrane. Gene Ontology annotation, molecular function: transmembrane transporter activity.